Messenger RNA from Cuscuta campestris, 962 nucleotides. Lineage: Eukaryota; Viridiplantae; Streptophyta; Magnoliopsida; Solanales; Convolvulaceae. The record is from the annotation of a GenBank genome assembly.
CUGUCCUCCCACCGGAUCUCACAGCCCGACGCGUGUCCCCUGCCAACUGUGCUCGUAACUGUCAACCCCGCCGUCUUCCCCGUCAUAUACCCCCCCCCCCCUUCCAUUUCUGGGUCUGUUUCUUCAUGGAGGAUAUGGAUCGGGUCAAGGGUCCAUGGAGCCCCGAUGAGGACAAGCGGUUGCAGAGGCUGGUGGAGAAGCACGGCCCCCGGAACUGGUCCCUCAUCGGUAAAUCUAUUCCGGGUCGGUCCGGCAAGUCCUGCCGGCUCCGGUGGUGCAACCAGCUGUCUCCCCAGGUGGAGCACCGGCCGUUCACGGCGGAGGAGGACGCGACUAUAGUCCGCGCGCAUUCCAGGUUCGGCAACAAGUGGGCCACCAUCGCCCGGUUGCUCCACGGCCGGACCGAUAACGCCAUCAAGAACCACUGGAACGCCACCCUGAAGCGCAAAUCGGAGGGGUUGCUCUGCGACACCCCGCCGAAGAGAUCUUCCCGGCGGGCCGAAACGGCCGAUCCGGCCACAUCCCUCUGUCUUUCUCUACCCGGGUCGAAUGAUAAACCCGUUGAUCCGGUAACCCGACCCGAUCAAAAUCCGCCUGUUUCUCUUCUGCAGUCCGCGCUGCCGCCCGAAUCCGAAACGGCGGGGGAAUGUACUCCGUUCAGUCCGGAAUUUUUGGCGGGGUUGCAGGAGAUGAUACGGAAAGAAGUGAGGAAUUUCAUGUCCGACAAUGUCCGGCUGCCCUGUAUGGAGGAGAAGGGCGGAGCAAUUCAGAUUGCGGCGGUGCACCGUUUUGGGUUCUGAAAUCAGAUUGGUUUUACUUCCGCCGGAGCAUAAUUUGGCAGAGAUAUACAGAGACGGAAGUGGAGAUGAGAAGAGCGCACAUUAUUUAUUUCCCUUUGAGCUGUUAAAAAAAAAGAGGUUCUUAAUUCUCUAAAAUUAAUUUCAUAAAUGUUUCAAAGAAUU